AGAUGGCAUCUAAGUGUAAUUUGGGUUUAUAUUUAGGCUCCGAGGAAUUAUUGUCAGACGGUCUCCAGAGUUUGCGAUCCCGGCACUAUAAUGACAGGGGUCUCGAUUGGUGUGUGCGUAUUGCUGACAUGUUUAGCUGAACUAUCCUUUGGCUACCGUUCUCAGUACAGCUUCAGUUCCUGGUCAUCAAGAGGGAGCCCUGGGUAUGGAUAUAAUUCUAAAGGACGACAACCAGGCUUUGGUGGUUUUGGAAGCUUUGGGAGUCAAAAUGGAGGCAUGUCAAAUUACAGAACUAGUCAGAGGUAUAGCUCAUUAGCUACUGCCUCUGCGCGAUCGUCUUAUUCCAGUAAUGGUGCAAGGGCUUCGGCAGAAGCUUCCGCUUCCGCAUCGGCAUCCGGUAGUUCGGCUUCGGCAUCAUCGAAGGCAUCGGCAGGACAGCCACAAGUGCCAGGUGACAAUGGAAAUGGACGUAAUGGUUAUGAUUCUUCCGCUAGCAUGGUACCCCGUCCAGGCUAUCAAAGACCACCACAGGCAGUGCCUAGACAAGGUACCACUAAAGGAAAUGGAGGCCAACGGUCACCAUUAGAGCAAGAUGCUCAACAAAGACCUCAGUACCCGGAUGUAGCGUCAACCAGUCAACAGUCUAAUGGAAAGGGGGCACAGGGCAGUAGUCCCUACGGCCAAUCUGCAGGAUCAGCAAAUAAUCAACAAAGACUCGCCAAUGGUCAAGCCGGACGGCCCCAGUACCCGAGUGCAGAAUCCGACAAUUCUCCAUCAAGGCGAGAUGCUCCAAUUCCUCAAGCCGCAACCCCCUCGCCGGUAGCAGCAUCACGACCUUGCUCCUCCAGCUCACAGUGUCGUUGCUGUCGAUGGUCAUCAAGCCAACAAGAAACAUCAACAUCAUGUGAUAAACCCAGAUAUGUAAUGGUUGAUGUAACUGUUUGUCUAAGAACACAGAAUGGUCGCUGUCUACAAACAGGCACUGAGCAACGGCAACAACAAAGCGGCACUGAACGCGGUACGUGUUCCUCUACUUUGACAUCUCGACAAUGUGCUUCCUGCUGCCCACAAGUUUCUUUUUCAUUUACUUGUUCACCAGCCCAGCCAUCUUCUCGACCAUCUCCCAAUGGCUAUCCGCGACCUGAAGACAGGCCAGCUGGUGCCUCCGACCGGCAACCUGGUGCCUCCGACCGACAACCUGGUGCCACCGACCGACAACCUGAAGAUGAUAGACGACCUGGUCAAACACAGUAUGGAGGUCAACCAGAUGAUUCUCGACGCCCUGAUUCGACAGGCUACGGGCGGCAACCGGAAGAUACUAGACGCCCUGAUGCGACAAGCUACGGGCGCCAACCGGAGGAUUCCAGACGUCAACCUGAAGUUGACCAACGCCGGCAAGAGGAAGAUAGUCGCAGACAAAGGGAAGAGCGCGAACGGUUAGAAAAACAGCAACUUGAGGCUGAAAUGGAGAGAUACAGACAGGAAUCUGAAAGAAACAGGCAGCAAGAAUCGGAACGACAAGCAGAAUUGGAAAGACAGAGCCGAGAAAAUGAGGUGAUGGAGAGACGACGUCAAGAAGAACAGCGACGACAACAAGCGGCGGAGCGGCAACGGCUAGAAGGCAAUAUGGACAGUCAAAGGGACUACCAACAACGACGUCAAGAAGAACAGGACAGAAUUCGACAACAACAAGAAAAUGAGAGGCGACGUGCACAAGAGGAGGCAGAAUUUGAAAGACUAAGACAAAUGCGAUCGGAACGAGAAAAACAGGCGAGUCAAAAUAAUAGAGGUGGACAACAAGUCGGAUCAAGUCUGUCUGGACAAAACGGGGCACAACCCAGUGGCGCUUCUCGGCCUACAGCUGAUGCAGGGGAGUCAAGUAAACGCGAAUCACAAUACGCCUACUCCUCCAAUACCAAAUCUAGCUCUAGUUCCAGUUCAAAUGUACAACAAAGUGGGAGAGAGACUGUUACAAACCAAAGGGCUCCUGUAGAUUAUGGGCGACGAAAUGGAUACGGUCAAAACGGCGAUAGAUCCAGUUACCAGCCCAGCGCUGAGAUUGAUAGACGAAAUGGAUACGGUCAAAACGGCGGUAGAUCCAGUUACCAACCCGGCUUUGAAUCUGAUAGACGAAAUGGAUACGGUCAAAACGGCGAUAGAUCAAGUUAUCAACCGAGCGCUGAAUCUGGUGGACGAAAUGGAUACGGUCAGAACGGCGCUGCAUCUGGUUCUACAAAUGGAAAUCGUUACCCAACAGGACAAGCUUCGCAGCGUGGAACCCCACAAUGUUGCACUUCUGCUACACCCAGUAGAUCAGGAUGUUGCGUUUCGUUCUCCGUUAACUUUAGACCAAGUUGUUGUUCUUCACAAAAUGGCGAGCCCUCAAUAAAUCAGCCACCAAGUUACCAGCAAAAUGGAAGGAGAUCCCCAAACACCAUGGCAUAUAAUCCAAGUCGAUCACGUAAAGAGAGGUCUCAUCCAGAAAAUCCGAGAGAGCAAUAUGGUCAAAGGGCAGGAUAUCCAAGUCAAUACGCACCCGAGGAGGAAAAGGCUGGAUAUGGAAUUCCCCAGUCAAGUUCCAAGGGUGAAAAAGCAGGAUAUCCAACGCCCGCACCAAGACUAGAAAAGGCGGGAUACCCAAGCCCCCGACCUGCUCCAAGGCAAGAAAAGGCGGGAUAUCCAAGCCCCCGACCUGCACCAAGGCAAGAAAAGGCGGGCUAUCCAAGCCCUCGACCUGCUCCGAGACAAGAGAAAGCGGGAUAUCCAAGUCCCCAACCUGCACCUAGCCAACAAAAGGCUGGAUACCCAAGCCCCCGACCAGAAAAGGCAGGAUAUCCAAGCCCUCGACCUGCCCCUAGACAAGAAAAGGCGGGAUAUCCAAGCCCCCGACCUGCACCAAGGCAAGAAAAAGCGGGAUAUCCAAGCCCUCGACCCGCCCCAAGACAAGAGAAAGCGGGAUAUCCAAGUCCCCAACCGUCACCUAGACAGGAAAAGGCUGGUUAUCCAAGCUCCCAACCAAGAGAAGAAAAGGCGGGUUAUCCAAGUCCCCAACCUUACCCAAGAGGAGAAAAGGCUAGUUAUCCAAGCCCACAACCGGCUCCACGAGAAGAAAAGGCUGGAUACCCAAGUCCCCAACCAAGGGAAGAGAAGGCCGGAUAUCCAAGUCCCCAACCUUACCCAAGAGAAGAAAAGGCUGGUUAUCCAAGCCCACGGCCUGCUCCAAGAGAAGAAAAGGCUGGCUACCCAAGUCCCCAACCAAGGCAAGAAAAGGCCGGAUAUCCAAGUCCCCAACCCUACCCAAGAGAAGAAAAGGCUGGUUAUCCAAGCCCACGGCCUGCUCCAAGAGAAGAAAAGGCUGGCUACCCAAGUCCCCAACCAAGGCAAGAAAAGGCCGGAUAUCCAAGUCCCCAACCCUACCCAAGAGAAGAAAAGGCGGGAUAUCCCAGUCCACAGCCUUACCCUAGAGAAGAAAAAGUUGGUUAUCCAAGUCCCCAACCCUACCCAAGAGAGGAAAAGGCGGGAUAUCCCAGUCCACAGCCUUACCCUAGAGAAGAAAAAGCUGGUUAUCCAAGUCCCCAACCCUACGAAAAAGAAGAAAAGGCUGGAUAUCCAAGUCCCCAACCUUAUCCAAGACAAGAAAAGGCUGGAUAUCCAAGUCCCCAACCUUAUCCAAGACAAGAAAAAGCUGGCUAUCCAAGUCCACAACCUGCUCCACGGGAAGUAAAGGCUGGUUAUCCAAGCUCCCAACCUUAUCCAAGACAAGAAAAGGCGGGAUAUCCAAGUCCCCAACCAAGGGAAGAAAAGGCUGGAUAUCCAAGUCCACAACCUGCUCCAAGUCAACAGAAAGCAGGAUAUCCGAGUCCACAGCCUGCAUCAGAAAAGGCUGGAUAUCCAAGUGCUAGUUCUUCAUAUGGAAAUGGUUACCCAAGUUCCCAGUAUGGAAAUGGUUACCCAAGAUCCCAGUCAGGAAAUGGCUACCCAAGAUCCCAGUCUGGAAAUGGUUACCCGAGUUCCAAUGGUUACCCAAGUUCUCAGUAUGGUAAUGGUUACCCAAGUUCCCAGUAUGGAAAUGGUUACCCAAGUUCCCAGUCUGGAAAUGGUUACCCAAGUUCCCAGUAUGGAAAUGGUUAUCCUAGUUCACAAAGCGGGAGAGAAAGGUCUGGGUAUCCAAGUUCUAGCUCAUAUGGAAAUGGUUAUCCUAGUGUCAGUUCACAGUAUGCAAAUGGAGGUCAAAGGACUGGAUAUCCAAGUUCCGGUUCUCAAUAUCAAAACGGAGCCCAAAAGGCUGGAUAUCCAAGUCCCAGCUCCCAAUAUCAAAACGGGGGACAAAAGGCUGGAUAUCCAAGUGCCAGUUCUCCAUAUGCCAAUGGCGGGCAACAGGCUGGAUACCCGAGUUCCUCAUCUGAUAAUGGAAACAGGGGACCCAGUUCCUUAGGUGCAAAUGGAGAGCGAAGUUCAAGUUCAAUUUAUGGAAAUAGAUAUCCGAGUCCUAGUUCACAAUAUGCAAACGGAGGACAAAAUGGAGGACAAAAGGCUGGAUAUCCAAGCCCCAGUCAAAGUGGUGGACAAAAGGCUGGAUACCCAAGCCCCAGUCAAAAUGGAGGACAAAGGGCUGGAUACCCAAGUCCCAGUUCACAGUAUCAAAACGGGGGACAAAACGCGGGAUAUCCAAGUCCGAGCUCCCCAUAUCAAAACGGAGGACAAAAAGCUGGGUAUCCAAGCCCCAGUCAAAACGGGGGACAAAAAGCUGGAUAUCCAAGUCCAAGUUCCGAAUAUCAAAACGGAGGACAAAAAGCUGGGUAUCCAAGCCCCAGUCAAAACGGGGGACAAAAAGCUGGAUAUCCAAGUCCAAGUUCCGAAUAUCAAAACGGGGAACAAAAGGCUGGAUACCCAAGUCCCAGUCAAAAGGCUGGAUAUCCAAGUCCCAGUCGAAACGGAGGAGAAAAGGCUGGAUAUCCAAGCCCCAGUUCACAAUAUCAGAACGGAGGACAGAAUGGCGGAUACCCAUCCCUAAAUUCACAAUAUCCAAGUCGAAGCUCGCCAUAUUCCGGUGGACAGAACGGGGGAUACCAAAGUUCCCAGUCCUCCAGUUCAUCCUAUAGAAAUGGGGCGCAACAAUCUCGGUAUUCUAGCAGCCAACAAAGCUCUCGGUAUUCUAAUGGAGGAUAUCAAAGUUCGCGAAAUGGAAAUGGGGGUGCUUCCCAAACUUAUCCAAGUCAGCAGUAUGGAAAUGGAGGACAACAGUCUUCGGUCGCGUCUUCUUCGUAUUCAAAUUGUUGUGCUUCAUCAUCUCGGGUGCGUGACAGUUGUUGUGGAUCGACGAGGAUGAUGGGUCUAUCUGCGAGUUGCUGUUCCACGUCCAAUGGCGGUAUGACCACCAGACCCAACUGUUGUUCGCCAUCGGCUUCUAUGACAAUGUCCUGUUGUUCCAGUUCUGGCUUCGGUGGAAACUGCUGUUCGAGAUCCAGUCAAGGAUCCAGGUCCAGAUCGUGUUGUGGUUGAUAGACAAAGACGUUAUUAAUUCUACUAGCUUUUUACCAUUAAUUUAACUGUUGUCAUGUACAUGUAUGUUUGUAUGAAAGCCCAUGAUUAUGUGAAGGGUAUCAUUCUUUCCCUGACAAUUUUUAUUUUUAUAUAAUUAUUAUUAUUAAUAUAUACUUCUAUUUGUUAAAAUGGAGACGGUUUUGUAAUUAUACGUAU
Molecule: messenger RNA, 5700 nt
Organism: Patella vulgata (common limpet)
Lineage: Eukaryota; Metazoa; Mollusca; Gastropoda; Patellidae
Product: hornerin
Exons: 5
Coding region: 91-5502 (1803 amino acids)
Source: RefSeq, a predicted model, not a curated record